GCUGGCGUCACGCGUCAUAUGACUGAGCGGUAGGAAGUGACUGUUUCUGGACACGAAAAUAAAACAAACGGACCUACCGAAGAGAAGAUGAGCUCCAUAAUCCCGGAAACACCGAGCAUUAAAGCAGCCGUCACUCACAUCAACUCCAUCGACAACAGCAAAUUCUCCAGAUUACUGACCCGCAUCCUGCAGAAGCUCCAUCUCAAGG
Molecule: messenger RNA, 208 nt
Organism: Danio rerio (zebrafish)
Lineage: Eukaryota; Metazoa; Chordata; Actinopteri; Cypriniformes; Danionidae
Gene: commd10
Product: COMM domain containing 10
Source: RefSeq, marked provisional